CUAAUUAAACCCAAUUGUGAUAUUGAGACCACAUAAUACCAAGGAAACAACAAACAUGACCCUUUUAAGACUUGGGGAGUUAAGAGAGGCUUGGCACGUGCGAAGACUGCGAGUAGUUUGGUGUUGGUGAAGAAUCAGCAGCUCCCAUCGAACUAACAGGAUACUUACUUGCCGCUGUGGUGCUCUACAGAAUGGGGGAGUCAUCUUCAUUCUUUGAUACGAUGAUCAGUCAUCUGCGUUCAACAUCCAAGUAUUACACUGGUUAUCCAAAGGAUCUCGGGCCAUCAAGGGUCAUCCAUUUUACAUCAGAACGUGAAUUUGUCCAGCUCUUACAUGAAGGUUAUCCUGUUGUUGUGGCAUUCACCAUCAGGUGUAAUCUAACAAAACAUCUUGACAAUGUAUUGGAGGAAGCUGCAGCUGAGUUUUAUCCACAUGUGAAAUUCAUGCGAGUUGAGUGCCCCAAAUAUCCUGGUUUUUGUAUCACGCGGCAGAAGAAGGAAUAUCCAUUUAUAGAAGUAUUUCAUAGUCCAGAACAAGCAUCUAACCAGGGAAAGGUUGCUGAUCCUAACAUUACAAAGUACUCUGUGAAGGUUCUACCUUUCCAUAACGACACCAGCGCCUAUGGGUUUAGAGAAUUUUUCAGGCGUAAUGGAAUACGGUCAUCAAAUCCACAGUAAACAUCUGGUGAGGAGUGAGUUCAUGUUUAUCAUGGUUGAUCAGAUGCAACAGAUUGAAAAUAAAGGAUUAAGUUUCGCUGCUUUGUUUCAAUCUGUACAGAUAUUUUAUGUUUUAACAACUGUCAUGUUUAUCAGUUCUUGCGCUGGAAGUAUGUCUCUCUUUAGGUUCCCUCCAACAUUUCUUGUUUGAAAUUCAGAUCUAAUUUCAGCAGUGUGAAUGAAGCUUUGUAUAGUUAAUAUCU
This is a messenger RNA of Argentina anserina (silverweed cinquefoil), 919 nucleotides long. RefSeq lists its product as uncharacterized. The record is from RefSeq and is a predicted model, not a curated record. The coding region runs from base 192 to 677 and encodes 161 amino acids. NCBI's taxonomy places the organism in Eukaryota, Viridiplantae, Streptophyta, Magnoliopsida, Rosales, Rosaceae. The transcript has 8 exons.